ACGGAUAAUGCUAAUGGUAUGCACAUAAAAAGUGGAAUUUUCCAGGGUGACUCUCUCUCCCCUCUUCUGUUCCGCAUGGCACUUGUACCGUUGUCCCAACUCCUGAAUGAUAUUGGGUAUGGAUACAAGAUCGGGAAUAAGAAGACAAAUCAUCUGUUUUAUAUGGAUGACCUGAAACUCUAUGUCAGUAAUGAUGAUGAACUUGAAGGACUGCUAAAAACUGUAAAGGCAUUUUUAAUACAGAAGAUGUUUUCAGAUGUUUAUUAUUUUGUUGUGGAAAUCACAAUUUCCUUUUUUCAUUUUAUAUGACGCUUUGUUGAUAAUUAUAUUCUCACCACUUGAAUAUUCACUGCGACAUUGAAUCCACACAUCUUAUUAAACAGUGGCUGUUUAGGCCGAUUACAGCUGCUUUCUCUUCAAUGUUUGUUUUAUAACACGAAGUUUUGCAUGGUUACUCAUUUCUCAUGGUUACUAGACUGACUUCUAAAAAUCUCUUUUCAUAACAAUUUUUCUGUUAUAGUAUUUAUAACGAUAUGAGGCAAUAUUUCUAUUCAUGAGAAGUCGAGAAACCCCGUCGAUAUCUAAUUACCGGCAGCGAGUAUAUCUGUGAAUUAAGGAAGGGUUUUCUUACCUUAGUUCAUAAUUCAUUAAUGACGCCGAUCAAACGAAUAAAAAGGACUUUUUCAAAAUAUCAACAUUAAAGCUGAUUAUAACGACUUAAGGCAUGUUAAGGCUUCAUUGGCUACAAAUGGAGGGCAACACACUACUCCUGACUCUUACAAUCUUUAUUUUCUUGUCUUUUGCACUUGCAGAUUCGUUCUUUUAUCGUCAUGAUUCUGUAAAGUCUUUAGAGGCGGCUUCAUCAGAUUCUUUAAGCUUAGACGAGUCUUUCUUUGCCUGUGACAGAAAUCCGAGCUGCAGAAGUGUUCAGCGAAGUGAAAAAGGGAUAGAGGUUGCCACAGAAUCGAUCUGGAGAAAAGUUGCUUUCCGCUCAUGCUGCGAUGCGUUGAAACAAAGUGACACGGAAGAAGGCAUCUUUUUGGUACAUCCCGACAAAGUGGGACAUCCUGUGGAAGUAAAAUGUAUCAAAGACAACGGGUCAAUUAAGGUAGUGUUUGAUCAUAACAGUGAAAGGAAGAUAUCGGUCAAUGGAUACGAAAGGCCUGAUUUGUUUAAGCAAAAAAUACUGUACAAAAAUCAGCUGCAAAACAUCAUAAGAUUCGUUGACUUGUCACAAAGUUGCAGGCAGUUUACCCGAAUUGACUGUCACAAUAUGGUGCUGUUCUAUAACGUUUACGUUGGUUAUCUUGUUGAUAGGAAGGGAAAGCGUAUCGACCACAUUGGAGGUGGCCCAGCAAACGGGCGAGGCUGUGAGUGUGGCAUAACUGGUACGUGCGCAAAAGCUGGAACUCUCUGCAAUUGUGACGCUAAUGACAAUGUAAUGCGCUUUGAUGAGGGCUUCGUCACGGAUAAAAAUAGACUUCCUAUCACUGAAGUGAGACUAGGAGACACAGGAGGCUCUACUGAGUAUGGAGCCUUUACAAUUGGCAAACUUGGAUGUGUCACUUAGGAACCAUUGGCACAAGUAUCAGGUUGUAUUUCUCUAGUGAAUUCCCCUGGUGCUUUUUUAGUUUAAAAAGAUAAAAUUAUAAGUUUUCUCUAGAUAUUUAAAUGCACUUAUGGCGGGUCAGAUAGUUUUUCAAUAGCAAUUAUUAUGAAAAACCAUGAAAUCUAGAUAUGACAUUUAUCAGUUAAAAUUACAUGCACACAAAAGUAUUCCUGAGACAGGCACGGCGCCACUGGAGAGACUUUUUCAGAGACAAAAAUCUUCUGACCGUCUUUUUUAGUAAUUUUGAAAACAGAGUAUGAUAUAAAAAGAUAAUAAACUGUUUAAUACUGCUUGAUUUUAUUUGAUCUAUUUACUAGCUUGUUUAGGUAUAUUUCUAUUAUUUGUUUUUUUUUGCAUCAGUUCAUUUUAUAGCUUUCCGUAUCAUUGCAAUGUUUGCAUUUUGGUUAUGUUAGCAUGACCUACUGAAAAUACUCAAGACAAGAAGUUCGUCAUUUCUCAAUCAAUACAACAGCUUCUUGUUAUUCACAUCGAUGUGCACUCUGAACCAAAGGUCACCCUUUCUUUCUUUCCCAAACGUCUGUCACUAGAGUUUUACCAUGACUCCUCCCCUCAAAAAUGUUUCCUAAAAUACAAUAACCAAUAUUUGCUGAGAAUCGUCGAAUUGUCUUUUCUUAGCGGUGUAGUAAUUUGUUUAAUUUUGGUCUUGGAAAUGCAUUUCUAGCCAUUCAAGAAGGCUCAAUUUCAAAAAUAUUCUUCCGCGUCGGACCCAACCUUGCUGGGUUCGCAUAUGUCACUAAACCUGAUUCUUAGACCCACCCCCCCCCCCCAAGGUCCAAUUUCGUAGCGCCAUCUCUGUUGAAAGAUUUAAUUACAAUUAUGACAAUCAUUGACAACAGAAAGAAUUGAACAUUAUUUAAUUAUUCUUUAAAACUUAAUGUAUAUUGUUCAUGUGUUUGUAUUGCACCUAUAUCACUCUAUUCAAGUUGUAUUUUAUAGUACAUGCGACAAACCUCUCUGUGGGCACAAACAAGCAAAAAUGGAAGAUUAACCUAAUUCUCCAAUUCAACUAACAGUCUUAUUGUGAAAAAUUCGUACAAAAUUGUUGUCCUCAGGUUCGGAAAAAGAGCAAGAUUUUACUCUACCUAGAAGUUUUCAUUAAGUUAUUGCUCAUGAUAUUGAUUUAAUGACGACACGAAGAUAAAAUUUUAAUAAAGGGAUUUGAUCGGUUCACAUGUAAGGGACGGGCAGGUCCACAUCAGCCUUUAUGAGGCUGCCAUUUUAUAACCUGGGUCACAAAAUGAAUGAUGUAUGAUGUAUAUUUAUAUAUUUAUUUAUGUAUAUACCGUGGUUGAUGACCUUGGGGGUAACGUAUUAUCCGGAACGAUUUUUGCGGUCAAUUCCGUUACAAGUUUUCAAACUUUCCGUAUAAUGCUCUUUAGAUUUUGCAUAUUAUAUUUUGACUGAAAGAAAAUUUGAGGCAAUAUUUUCCAGCUUUAUUUCAACACUAUGCUUCUUCGGUUUAUCUACUUUAAUGUUGACAAGAAAUAGAAACUUUCUUGCAAAGUUUAGAAAAAUCCUUAUAGUGCAGCGAGUAAUCAAAAUUUCUUCACACCAAAUAUGAAACCAAAAUAAACUGGAGGAGAGAAAUAAAUUAAACACAGUUUAACAAAAUAUAUCAACAGAAGAACUUCCAGCUAAAAACGAAAUAUUAAGAAAUUUUAAAAGGUUGGGUAUUAUUUUUUAAAAUCUGAUUUCAAAUUCUUUUCAGGAAUAUAACACUUUUAAUGAAAAAGUGUCAAUGAAAACGUUCAAUCUGGAGUGGUCAAACCGAUUUUUAAUAGAAUUUACAAUUACGUCUAGAUUUUCAAAGAAGAGACCCCAAUAUUCUAUUGGCGGCAAAUGAUAAUAUGCUUUGUCCUUUUUUAAA
This is a messenger RNA of Rhopilema esculentum, 3497 nucleotides long. Its product is annotated as neurexin-4. NCBI's taxonomy places the organism in Eukaryota, Metazoa, Cnidaria, Scyphozoa, Rhizostomeae, Rhizostomatidae. The record is from RefSeq and is a predicted model, not a curated record.